Molecule: messenger RNA, 981 nt
Organism: Pichia membranifaciens NRRL Y-2026
Lineage: Eukaryota; Fungi; Ascomycota; Pichiomycetes; Pichiales; Pichiaceae
Exons: 2
Coding region: 402-809 (135 amino acids)
Biological process (GO): translation
Cellular component (GO): ribosome
Molecular function (GO): structural constituent of ribosome
Source: RefSeq, a predicted model, not a curated record
AGACCCCGAACAUAACGCCCUCGGAAGCGCCAGUUAUCGGGGCUGGUGCCGGUUAUUCGCGUGUGGAGAGCGGAAAAAAGGAGUAAAAGCAAAACACGUGACACAUACAAAAAUAAAAAAUCUGCACACGUGCGUAGGAUGAGGGCUUGAAUUGACUAACCCUCACACAAAACACAGUCCCGGCCGGAAUUUUUUUAUUCUCGCUCUGGCGGGUUGGAGAGUGGCCACCGCUUGGGGGGCCGGUAGGGGGACUCAGGGAGGUUCACGCAGGAGCGAGUCUCUGGCAAUGCACCGAUAUUUUCAAUAUUACAAUUUGAUCAGAAAGAGCAGACACACGUCGGUCAGAAGAGAGUACAGAUAUACUACAGAAAUAUCUCCAAAGACAUCAGUAAACUUCAAAAAUGGGUAGAGUUAGAACAAAGACCGUCAAGAGAGCCUCCAAGGUUUUAAUCGAAAAAUACUAUCCAAAGUUAACUUUGGAUUUCGAAACCAACAAGAGAUUGACUUCUGAAAUUGCAGAAAUCCAAUCCAAGAGACUCAGAAACAAGAUUGCUGGUUACACCACCCACUUAAUGAAGAGAAUUCAAAAGGGUCCAGUCAGAGGUAUCUCUUUCAAAUUACAAGAAGAAGAAAGAGAAAGAAAGGAUCAAUAUGUUCCAUCUGUUUCUGCUUUAGACUUAGAAAAGACCAAGGGUGCUUUAUAUGUUGACGAAGACACUGAUGCUAUGAUCAAGUCUUUAGGUUUCAAGGUUCCAACUAACAUCACCAAUGUCUACGCUGGUGGUGCUCAAAGAAGAUUCAGAAAGUAAGGAAGCUGUGUAUCGUAACAAACCUCUUCUCUCUGUUUAAAUAAGUAUUAAUAAAAUUUUACUCAUCAAUUAAAAGGUCCGAUAAGCGUAGUAUAGUAGUUGUUCACAAUUCUGGUAUCACAAAUCUAAACAAAUAAACUCUAUAUAAACACAUGAUUCUAAUCAGCAAAGC